CACCACUCUCCCUCUUGCCCAAAGUCCCAAACUGGAAAUUUCUCAGCUCCGGAACCUCACCGUUCCCGCCGUUAUGAACAUUCCGAUGGCCCAAUCUUCUUCUCGCCGUCAGCUUACAGAACAAAAACUUGAGGAGGGAGGAGCCCCCAAAACGAAUUCGAAUGAAAACCCCCAAAAAGAUUCUAACUUUGAAAUCGGAGGACUCCCAAAACCUAUAAAGUUUCACACUUUGAGUUUUCUUCGUGUAUCAGCAACUCGAGAGCUUAAACUGAAAAUCAAGCCCAGUUAUAACUAUUUCGUUGCUACUCCACGCGCCAUUUCGCAUUUGAAGUUGGAUUGCAUGCUUGAAGGUGAGCAAGUUGAAGUUGAGGGAUGUGGCAUUGUUCUUAUUAAUACUGACGAGGCAGGUACCUUGAUAGUCACCAAUUUUCAGCUUCUUUUUCUGUGUGAGGGAACUAGAAAUGUUAUUCCGCUUGGCACAAUACCUUUGGCAACAAUUGAUAAGUUCAACAAAAUGGUUGUAAAGAAUCAAUCAACCCCUCGUCAAUCUGACAAGACUCCAUCAAGAAGAUUGCUUCAGGUCAUUGGUUCUCAUGGCAAAAAGAGCAAAGCAAAUGAAAGCAAGUGCAAAGCUCACAAAAUGACAAAGUAAAAUGGUGCACUUGUGAUUGUUGUUUUAUUUCAAGUGUGGUUAUAAUUUUCAAUACUUGAAAAUGACAACACAUUUAUUUUCAUUUUAGUGUUUGUAUUUGCAUAUGGUAUGAUGACUCAAUAGAUAUGUUUAACUAUAUUUUUCAUUAAUUAAUGUUAA
Messenger RNA from Rosa chinensis, 811 nucleotides. RefSeq lists its product as uncharacterized. Lineage: Eukaryota; Viridiplantae; Streptophyta; Magnoliopsida; Rosales; Rosaceae. The record is from RefSeq and is a predicted model, not a curated record. The transcript has 7 exons. Bases 74 to 652 code for a protein of 192 amino acids.